Molecule: messenger RNA, 1236 nt
Organism: Peniophora sp. CBMAI 1063
Lineage: Eukaryota; Fungi; Basidiomycota; Agaricomycetes; Russulales; Peniophoraceae
Source: the annotation of a GenBank genome assembly
AUGACUCCUCUGGACAUCUUUCGCACCGUCUUCCGGUUCUUAUUCCAGUACUUUCGCUGGCCGUUCCGCCGGCGUAUAACGGCCGAGAAGCGCGAAAGAGAACUGGCAGACGAGUACGAGCUGCGCAUUCGCCGUACCUCGACAGAGCUCUCCGGCCAGAUCGGCGAGCUCCAGCGUCAGCUUCGACAGGAGCAGGACAACCAUGCUGCAGCUGUCCGUUCUUUGCAGCGGUCUUUGCAGGAGCAACAGGCACGCUCCGAUACCCAGAUCAAGCAGCUCGAACGGGAGCGCACUCAGUUGCAGCUCGAAGGGCGGGCGCUCACUCGUCAACUGGACGAGAAGACAAAGCACCUAGAGCAACUCGGGAAGGAGUCCUCUGAAGCUCAAAGGUGGAUGAGCAUACGUGACGCGUGCACGGAUGCACAGGUCGUUGCAGAUGUCGAGGGCGUCAACUGGGAGGUGCAGAACAUUGCAACACCGCUCGCCGACGCGUUGGCGGCGUGCAUACCCGAGAACACCGCUUUCGUCGUGACGCCAGAAACAUCUACGCAUGUGCCAUUCAGCGAGCAGGCUCUUACUACGCUCGGCAGCAUAGACAUGGAUCCCGGCGCUAGGGAGGUCCUCCUGGGUAUCGCUGUUCAGUCCGCCCUCGUAUCCUUCUGUCGGGAAGCCGCCUUACAAUGGGAUCACGGGUUCCUCAGCCAGUCACCCGAAGCGCGUUCGUGGUUUGGCGCCGUGUACGACUCGGUCUACCAAUCUGAACCCGCCGCGAUCUCCGGCAACUGGAAAGCGCUCGCACAUCGCCAUGCUGGGCUCAUCGCAACCACUACUCACGGGACAGUCAAGGAUCAGCUCAUGCGCGCCUUGAUCUCAGCGAUCCUUCCUAUCGCUUCUGCAUGUGGGCUCGACUCUGAGCGUACUUACGAGGUCAUCCAGACCUCAGUCACCAUGGACACCCUCGCCGGCUUGGCCAUCGCCGUUCAAACGCUCAACGAGCAUAUCAAGGAGUCCGUCAUAUCAAGCUCCCUAGUCCCAGUCGUGGUCACUCCAGGCACCUUCUUCAACGGAAACGAGAUGCGCGUCGGCCUCGGUGGCGACGAGACUGGGGAUGCCAUUGUUAUGAGCACUACCGGGCUUGGGCUCGAACGGUACGAGCGGAAGGAGGAUGGGUCUAUCGAGAAGACGAUGCUCUUACAGCCGGAGGUUGCUUUGAAUGCGGUACUUGAUCAACUGUAG